GGAAAAAAGUUUGUGCAGUGGAGAGUUAGCAGGAGCGUUUUUUUAUUUUUACUUUAUUUACUGUAAUCUUUUUUUAGUAGUUUAAAAACAAAAGAUUUGUACAUACACACUUAAUAACUUAUAAAAAAAUAAAAACGAAAUUUCAACAUGCUUUCCAAACAGCAGUUGUUACUCAAGAAACAUGGACUAAAUAUUAUCCGAUCUUUAAGUGUAUCAUCGUCGCUGAAACAAGUAAAGGCCCCGAAGAAGCACGUCUCACCAAAGUCUGCAGCCGUCUUCUAUCGCGAAGAUAAGUACAACGCCCAGAAUUACGCCCCAAUACCUGUGGCGUUAUGUGAUGGUAAAGAUGUUUUCGUGUGGGAUGUGGACGGAAGGAAGUAUUUUGAUUUCUUGAGCGCUUAUUCAGCGUUGAAUCAAGGACAUUGCCAUCCGAAGAUAGUAGGUGCUUUAAAACAGCAGGCUGAUAUAUUGACUUUGACAUCGCGUGCUUUUUAUAGUGACGCAUUGGGGGAGUAUGCGGAGUACGCCACCAAACUUUUUGGAUAUGACAGGAUAAUGCCAAUGAACAGUGGCGCAGAGGGCGGAGAAACUGCAAUCAAGUUGGCAAGAAAAUGGGCGUACAAAGUGAAAGGCGUUCCGGAGAAUCAAGCAAGGAUCGUAUUCGUUGAGAAUAACUUUUGGGGAAGGACUGUCUCAGCUUGUUCAACUUCUUCUGAUCCGGAUUGCAAAGAUGAUUACGGUCCGUACUUGCCUGGACUCGAUGUCAUACCGUAUAAUAAUUUACAGGCUCUAGAGGAAGCUUUUCAAAAUCCCAAUGUUUGUGCAUUUAUGGUCGAACCUAUCCAAGGAGAAGCUGGCGUGAUUGUACCUGACGAUGGUUACUUGAGAGGCAUUCGAAAACUCUGCGACAAGUAUAAUGUGUUGUGGAUUGCUGACGAAGUUCAAACUGGUCUUUGUCGAACUGGAAAGAUGCUUUGCGUAGAUCAUGAGCAUGUUCGUCCAGAUAUGGUUGUCCUCGGAAAAGCUUUAUCAGGUGGAAUGAUGCCUAUUUCCGCUGUUUUGGCCGACGACGAAGUUAUGCUGACAAUACGUCCUGGACAGCACGGUUCAACUUUUGGUGGUAAUCCGCUGGCGUGUAGGGUAGCCAUCGCUUCACUUGAGGUUUUAGUGGAAGAAAAUCUCGCUGAGAACGCUAUGAAUUUGGGAAAUCUUCUACGUAGCGAGUUGGAUGAAAAGCUCGAUAAAAAAGUUGCUACCAUUGUACGUGGAAAAGGCUUGCUAAACGCUGUGGUGAUUCCAGAAACGCAAGAUUACGAUGCCUACACAGUUUGUUUACGCUUACGCGAUAAUGGUUUGUUGGCGAAACCCACUCAUGGCGAUGUCAUUCGCUUCUCUCCACCGUUGACCAUGACACAACAUCAUAUGAAAGAAUGUCUCGAAAUUAUAGUCAAAACGAUCAAUUCAUUCGCAUAGAAGUUUUGCAUAGAUUACUGGGAGAGCUAUUUGCUAUAUAUUCAGACCUUCCUGGUGAAAAGAUUUCUCGAAUGUCAGUAGACAGGUUUCGAUGUGCGUGCAUUAAUACAUUCUGUACGAAAUCUUAUUUUUUACUGUUUUUUUUCGUUAUGCUCUUUGAGAAAAUGUUUAUAUGGUAUAAUGUUUGUGCGUCCUCAGUCAAUAAAAUAUGUAAGUUUUGAA
This is a messenger RNA of Hydractinia symbiolongicarpus, 1695 nucleotides long. RefSeq names its product ornithine aminotransferase, mitochondrial-like. NCBI's taxonomy places the organism in Eukaryota, Metazoa, Cnidaria, Hydrozoa, Anthoathecata, Hydractiniidae. Gene Ontology annotation, cellular component: cytoplasm. Gene Ontology annotation, molecular function: L-ornithine transaminase activity; pyridoxal phosphate binding; identical protein binding. The transcript is spliced from 8 exons. The record is from RefSeq and is a predicted model, not a curated record. Bases 148 to 1473 code for a protein of 441 amino acids.